Molecule: messenger RNA, 717 nt
Organism: Mytilus trossulus (common blue mussel)
Lineage: Eukaryota; Metazoa; Mollusca; Bivalvia; Mytilida; Mytilidae
Exons: 1
Coding region: 1-717 (238 amino acids)
Biological process (GO): glucosylceramide catabolic process
Molecular function (GO): glucosylceramidase activity
Source: RefSeq, a predicted model, not a curated record
AUGACAAUGUCUUGGCAAAUACAAAGAGAUUUAGUUAAAUGGCAUAUGGGACCGUUAUUUCUCAGUAAUAAUAUUUAUACUAGAAUACUAAUAUUUGACCAUAACUGGGACAUUCAUGCAUAUCCGGAAAACAUUUUAAAGGACCAUGAUGCUGCCCAAUACAUUAGCGGUGUGGCUUGGCACUGCUAUGGAGGAGACAAAUCUGAGUCAGCAACAUUUCACAGCAAAUUUCCAAACGUUGAUAAUUACUUUACGGAAUGCUCCGGUUUUGCGAGCGCACCUCAUUUUAGUGAUAAUUUAGUAUGGAAUUUGGACGUUUUGUUUAUUCAUCAACCGACGGUCUGGGUUAAAUCAGUCGUUCUUUGGAAUAUAGCCCUUGACGACCAAUGGGGACCCCAAGUUCAGGUUUCUGGAUGUAAGAACUGUAGAGGAGUAAUCACUGUACCACGUGGAAGCAACGUUUACCGGAAGGAAGUAGAGUAUUACGUCAUCGGCCACCUAUCCAAAGUAGCCCAGACCCAAUCAAUGAGAAUAGACUCUACUGACAAUGUUGACGGUUUACGUUCAGUUGCGUUCGAAAAUCCUGACGGUACAAUUGCAGUGGUCAUACUAAAUAAGCAAGAUCAGACCAAAUCGUUUAAUGUAAAUAUUGAAGGCAAUAUUUAUCAUUUCUCCUUGAAUGGAAAGUCAGUUGUUUCGAUGUUAUAUUCCCCUUAA